This is a messenger RNA of Arabidopsis lyrata subsp. lyrata, 1829 nucleotides long. RefSeq names its product B3 domain-containing protein REM1. Lineage: Eukaryota; Viridiplantae; Streptophyta; Magnoliopsida; Brassicales; Brassicaceae. The record is from RefSeq and is a predicted model, not a curated record. Gene Ontology annotation, molecular function: DNA binding.
UGAAGAUAAAACAGAGUUUCAUUGCUCUCUUUUUUUUCUCUCACUCUCUGCCCUGAAAUUUUCUCUUGAGAUUUUUGAAGUGUAUUCUACAAUGGAAGAUCCACCACAUUUCUCUCUGUUUCAGCACAAAUUUCAAACCGGAGACAAACCACUUCUCACUCUUGAUGCUGACUUCUUAAUGAAUCACACGAAAGUCUUGCUAAAAUCGGAUGCGUCAGACAGACCUCGGAAAGUGAAAUUGGACGGCGGCAGGCUCUCCGACGGCUGGGAAGAGUUCGCCGGCGACCAUAAAUUCAAAGACGGUGACGUUUUGGUUUUCAAACAUCAUGGAGACGAGGUCUUUCAUGUAUCUGUUUCCGGCGACAUACAGAACGCAUCUUCUAGCCACGUUGAUACUGAGGAUACUUACAUUGAUGAUGAGGAUCUUGAUGUUGAUGAUGAUGAUGAUGUUGAUGAUGAUGAGGGCGAGGAUAAUUUAGAGAACAUAUUGGAAAAGACAAAUAAAAAACAAGAAGCAGAUUCUUCAUCAGAACACCCUGGUUUCAUCACAGCAUGUGUCACUCGUUACAGCCUCCUUCAUGAUCGUUUGGAUCUUUCUAGAAAUUUUACGUUGUUGUUUGGUGGGAACCAAAAAACGUGUGAGAUCGAUGUAGUGAAUGAGCAAGGGAGAAGAUGGACAAUGAAACUUGCAAAAAACAUCUCUAGUGGUGUGUUUUACAUCAGACAAGGCUGGGGAAAUUUCUGCUGCGUUAAUGGGCUAAGUCAAGGACAGUUAUGUAAGUUUAAACUUUUCCAAAAUGGGGAAAGGCCUGUGCUUUGGUUGUGUCCACAGGAAUCUGGCAAUGGCCGUAAAGAGAAGAGGACGUUUGAUGAAGUUUCCAAGGUAAAGGAGAAGAAGACUCCUUCUCCAUUUCUGAUAGUAAAGUAUACACCUAGCCGUGACACUACCGGGCAACUAUCACUUCCAGUGAGUUUCACGAGGAAGAAUAACAUUAACAAGGCUGGGGAGAUAAUUCUGCUGAACCAAGAUGGAAGAAAGUGGUCAUCUUAUCUACAGAUAACAGGACUUGGACGAGGCGGAAGUGAAUGGUUUUAUUUGAGAAGAGGUUGGAGAGAGAUGUGCGAAGCUAAUGGAGUGAAGGUUAAUGAUUCAUUCAAGCUGGAACUGAUGUGGGAAGGAGCAAAUCCUAUGUUUAAGUUCUGCUCUAAGAUUGAAAACCAUGAAUACAAGGGAAAAGGAAACCAAAGAACUCGUAAGAAGAGAGCUUGUGAGACUGAUCCGCAGCCAAGGAAUGUGAAAAAGACUCCAAGAGUAGGAGUAGAGGGACCAGAGCAUCAAGUUGAUGAGGAGAGAGGACGCACUCAGGUUUCAAACAGAACCAACACCAUUUCAAGAGAAUUACAGCGCUUGCUACCACGAUCUUGCUCAGUCUCGGAUCAGGUGGCUAAUGUGAAACAGGGCAUUGUAGAUACUCUGAACACUGUGAGACAAUGUCGGACUGAGCUUGAGACAAGUGAACAGAAUCUGCAAGCCUCUUUGCUAGCAAUUGAAGCCUUAGGGGAGAGGAUAUGGGGAAUCAGCAAAAUCCUCAGCAAUAAUCUGGUUUGAAGAUGGGGAAAAGAAACAAAGAGUCUUUAUUCACGAAACUAGUUUAUUCUGUAUUUGAGACUUGCAAGUUUUAGAGACUGUCCACUUGAAUGAAAGUUUCUAGUUUGGAAGGGCGUUCUUCGGUUGUAUCAGCAAUUUGGACUACUUCAUUAUAUCGCUGAGAAACUAGUAAUAUUUGUAAUGCUUUCUGAGUUACAACUUUUGUUGUAUUAGUAAUUAA